This is a messenger RNA of Oppiella nova, 540 nucleotides long. The record is from the annotation of a GenBank genome assembly. Lineage: Eukaryota; Metazoa; Arthropoda; Arachnida; Sarcoptiformes; Oppiidae.
GGCUCACACCUGGAACGACAUGUAUUGACGCACUCGACCGACGAGUCGACGGUAGACCCACUGACGUGUCAGUGGCCCGGAUGUGGCAAACAGUUUAACCACAAACGCAAUCUAAACACACACAUCCGGUACCACAAGUCGGAGCGCAUAUACCCCUGCGAUUGGCCCGACUGUGAGCGUCGGUUCAAGAGUAAGGACGUACUGCGCGCCCACCUCAUGGCCCACAGGGGCGACCGGCCCUACCGGUGCUCGUGGGAGGGCUGCGAGCGAAGGUUCAUACGCCGGACGCUAAUGGUGUCGCACUACCGGAGCCACGAGUCGGAGCCGGCGUUUGAGUGCGAGCGCAGCGAUUGCGGCAAAAAGUUUCGCACCAAUGGGUGCUUACAGAGACACCAGCGACAGGUGCACGGAGGCCAGCGCCGGACCUACCGGUGCGAUGUCGAGGGUUGCGACCGGGCCUUCAGUCGGCGCCAGACUCUCGUGAGUCACGCCAAGAGUCACGCGAAUACUAGCGGUGCACCCGAAGUGCCCGUGAAUUAA